This is a messenger RNA of Coffea arabica (coffee), 1548 nucleotides long. NCBI's taxonomy places the organism in Eukaryota, Viridiplantae, Streptophyta, Magnoliopsida, Gentianales, Rubiaceae. The record is from RefSeq and is a predicted model, not a curated record.
AUGGCAAUAUGUAGAUUCAUGGGUCCUCCUGAUCUUUUCAUUACUUUCACAUGCAAUUCUAAUUGGCCAGAAAUCAGCAAGGGCAUAAGUUUGAUACCUGAUCAAAAAGUUGUGGAUCGACCUGAUAUCGUUGCACGUGUUUUUCACAUAAAAUUAGAUCAAUUUAUGAAUGAUUUAACACAUGGACAGCAUUUUGGCAAGGUGAUGGCAGCAUUAUAUACAAUUGAGUUUCAAAAGAGAGGGUUGCCCCAUGCGCAUAUUCUGUUAUUCUUACAUCCAGAUGAUAAGUGCACUACACCAAGAGAUGUUGAUCGAAUCAUUUCAGCCGAACUGCCAGAUAAGAAUACUGAUCCAAUAGCUUAUGAAGCAGUUUUACAAUUUAUGACACACGGACCAUGUGGACCAGCUAAUACAAGGUCACCGUGUAUGGAAAAUGGAAAGUGCAGUAAACAUUAUCCCAAAUAUUUUCAGACCGAAACAAUAAUUGAUGAAAAAGGUUUUCCAGUGUAUAGGAGAAGGGACAAUGGACGAGAAGGUAUUAAAGCUGGUGUGAAAAUUGAUAAUCGAUGGAUCGUUCCUCAUAAUGUUGAUUUGGUUGUCAAAUAUUGGGGACAUGUUUGUGUUGAAUUGUGCAAUCAAAGCAGGUCUAUAAAAUAUUUAUUCAAAUAUGUGAAUAAAGGAUAUGAUAGAGCCACUUUUGUCAUUGAGGAAAAUGAUGCAACUGAUGGACAGAGUGGAACACGAGUUGUUCGUGAACCAGUGCUAUUUGGUGAUAAUGAUCCUUUGGAUGAAGUAUUAAACAGAGCAGAAGAACAUAGUACAAUGUUCAUUGAAUGGAUGAAAACGAAUUCCAUAGAUACAUCUGCUCAACAGUUGACUUAUGCAGAUUUUCCUACACAAUGGACAUGGAAAAAGAAGCUGAGAAAAUGGGUUAAACGGAAGUCUGGUCGAUCAAUAGGUAGAAUUUUUUAUGCUCAUCCUUCAACUGGAGAAAGAUUCUACUUACGCAUGUUAUUGAACAUUGUCAAAGGUCCAAGAUCAUUUGAGGAGAUUAGGACAAUUAACGGAGUCGUGCAUCCAACGUUUAAAGCGGCAUGUCAAGCGUUGGGAUUAUUGGGUGGUGAUGAAGAAUGGCAUAAUGCUAUAAGAGAAGCAGCAAAUUGGCAAACAGGUCAGCAAUUACGUGAAUUAUUUGUGACCAUGUUAUUAUUUUGUGAGGUAUCUAAUCCAUUAGAUUUAUGGGAGAAAAAUUGGGAAUUUCUUUCUGAUGACAUAUCCUAUCGACAACGUCGUAUACUCGGAGAUAAUUUUAUAUCUUUCAGUGAUUCCCAAAUAAAGAAUUAUGCACUUUAUGAAAUUGAAAAAAUUCUCAAUCGAAAUAGUAGAAGUUUGAAAGAAUUUCCUGGAAUCCCAUUUCCUGAUAUGCUAUUGGAUAAUGAUAAUCGAAAUCGGUUUAUUAUUGAGGAAUUGAAUUAUAAUAGGGAAAUUCUUGCACAAGAACACUUUCAACUACGAAGUGGGUUGCAUUGCUUGAACUGUUCCAUUUGA